UCAUCAUCAUCAGCAGAGGAUUUUUUCUUCUCUCAAGAGUGAAAAUGGGCGAUUAUGAAGUGAUCGUUUUCACUGGCGGCUGUUACUCUGCCUCCACUUUUAAUAAGGUCUACAUUAAGCUGGUCGGCACUGACGGAGCGAGCGAGCGCACACACCUGUGGAGCUGUGUGCCAUCUUUCUACAGAGGAGCAGUAUCACACUUCAUUGUGUCCUGCCAAAAAUCCCUUGGACAGCUGGUGCUCAUAGAGCUGGAUAAAGAGCGUCACACACUCUCCCCAAACAAGGCUUGGUUUCCUGCCAAGGUGCACGUGACGUCCCCUGAAGGAGAAAGCUACCUUUUUCCUGUCUACCAGUGGAUCUCUGACAGCAACACUCACUACUUCAGAGAGGGGGCAGCUCGCACACUAAUUGAAGACAAGCACAGACUUCUUGGUCAGUACAGUCGGGAGAAGGAGCUCGUGCAGCGACAGAAGGUUUAUAGCUGGGACAAACAGGGAAUCGCCCACUUUAAAGCAGACAGUCUUUUAUUGCUGCCCUACGACAUCCGCUUCUCUUUGACCAAGACUGCAGAGAUGAUCUACACCGGAGCCACAGGACUGGGAAAGCUGGGGCUGAUGGGAUUACUUCAGUGUAACAAGUUUACUUGCCUUGAGGAUAUUUAUAAUCUGCUAAACGUCCACAAGACUCAAGUAUCAGAAUAUGUCUAUAAAAAUUGGAAGAAAGACGCCUUCUUUGGCUACCAGUUCCUAAAUGGUACCAACCCCAUGUUGAUCGAACGCUGUAAAGCACUGCCAGAGAACUUCCCUGUCUCUGAUAAAAUGGUGUUCUCUAACAGUCAGCAUCAUUUGGAGGAUGAAAUAGAGAAGGGUCACAUCUUCCUGUGUGACUACAAGCUUUUGGAUGGAGUGGAGCCAAACAUCAUCAGUGGGAAGCAGCAGUAUUUGACAGCCCCCCUCGUCCUGCUCUGGAAAAAUGAUGAAGAUGAGCUGGUGCCAGUUGCUAUUCAGCUGAAGCAGAACCCAGGUGAGGACAAUCCAAUCUUUUAUCCUUCUGAUUCUGAGUACGACUGGUUGAUGGCCAAGACUUUUGUGAGAAGUGCAAACUUCAACUUGUAUGAACUCGAUGCUCACCUGCUGCGCACUCACCUGCUGGCUGAGAUCUUUGCUGUGUCACUGCUGCGCAACAUCCCCAUGGUGCAUCCCCUGUACAAGCUCCUCAUACCUCACACCCGUUUCACUCUGAACAUCAACUUCUUAGCUCGGAAACGUUUAAUAUCUAAGGGAGGAUCCUUUGAUAAGUUCACAUCUUCUGGUGCAGAAGGUGCCCUCACAAUCCUGAAGAGAUCCCUGCCCUCAGUGACCUACAGCUCCCUUUGUAUCCCAGAUGAUAUCACAGAGCGUGGGCUGACCCAUGUUCCAAACUUCUACUACAGGGAUGAUGGACUCCGGCUCUGGGAGAUCAUCCACAGGUUUGUUAGUUCAAUACUCACUUUCUACUACAAGGAUGAUGCUGAUGUCCAGCACGACACUGAACUCCAGAACUGGAUUAAAGAGAUCUUUGAACAUGGAUUCAAUUCAAUAGAAAGCACAGGAAUCCCACAGAAAUUCACCACUGUGGCUGAGACGGUCAAGUUUGUCACCAUGGUGAUCUUCACCUGCUCUGCCCAGCACUCAGCUGUCAACGCUGGACAGUAUGACUUUGGUGGCUGGAUGCCCAACAGUCCUACCACCCUGGAUCUUCCCCCACCUACAAAAAAAGGGACAACAAGUGAACAAACAAUGCUGGAAGCGUUCCCCAGUGUUGGCACAACAGUGCAUGCCAUGGCCAGCAUAUGGCUCCUAAGCAUGCAGUCCUUUGACACAGUUCUUCUUGGCCAGUACCCAGAGAAGCAUUUCACUGAGAGGUUUCCAGUCCUGAAGAUAAAAGAAUUUCAAGAAGAGCUCAGAAAGCUGAGUGAAGACAUCAAAAGCAGAAACUCAGGCUUGGAUCUGCCGUACACAUACUUGGAUCCAGACGUGGUUGAAAACAGUGUGUCGAUUUGA
Messenger RNA from Archocentrus centrarchus (flier cichlid), 2042 nucleotides. Its product is annotated as hydroperoxide isomerase ALOXE3-like. Gene Ontology annotation, molecular function: oxidoreductase activity, acting on single donors with incorporation of molecular oxygen, incorporation of two atoms of oxygen; iron ion binding; protein binding. Gene Ontology annotation, biological process: lipid oxidation. Lineage: Eukaryota; Metazoa; Chordata; Actinopteri; Cichliformes; Cichlidae. The coding region runs from base 45 to 2042 and encodes 665 amino acids. The transcript is spliced from 15 exons. The record is from RefSeq and is a predicted model, not a curated record.